AUGGCGGUCCGCCUACGUCUAGCCAUGCACGGGCCUCGUCAUAAUCGCAUAUUUCGUCUUGUCGCCAUUGAACAGACCUGGGCACGUAAUGCGAAACCUAUAGAAGUCCUCGGCCAGUUCAAUCCCCGUGUCACUCCGGGCGAGACGACGAAAACAGUAGAGUGGAGUGUAGAUCGAAUACGAUAUUGGCUGGGGGUGGGAGCCAUGCCUUCAAAGAGCGUGGAGAAGUUGCUGACUCUAGGUAACAUAGUUACCCCCAAUGAACACAGUACACCAUCACGCUCUUCCGGACAACGACUCCAGGCACCCUAUACAACUCCAACUAGAAAUGCUGACCCCUCACCAUCACCUACUUCUGCCUGA
Messenger RNA from Fibroporia radiculosa, 363 nucleotides. RefSeq lists its product as uncharacterized. Lineage: Eukaryota; Fungi; Basidiomycota; Agaricomycetes; Polyporales; Fibroporiaceae. Bases 1 to 363 code for a protein of 120 amino acids. The record is from RefSeq and is a predicted model, not a curated record. Gene Ontology annotation, biological process: mitochondrial translation. Gene Ontology annotation, molecular function: structural constituent of ribosome. The transcript has 2 exons. Gene Ontology annotation, cellular component: ribosome; mitochondrial small ribosomal subunit.